Messenger RNA from Mercurialis annua (annual mercury), 2826 nucleotides. RefSeq names its product nitrate regulatory gene2 protein-like. The record is from RefSeq and is a predicted model, not a curated record. NCBI's taxonomy places the organism in Eukaryota, Viridiplantae, Streptophyta, Magnoliopsida, Malpighiales, Euphorbiaceae. The transcript is spliced from 4 exons. The coding region runs from base 169 to 2589 and encodes 806 amino acids.
UUCUUUUGUAAUUAAAAAAAUCAAACACUUUCUUCUUCCUAAUCACCAGUACACUGUAACAGUAGUCAACAGUCCACAUAAGAAGACCAAAUUUUACUCUCCCACUUCAAAAAAAAAAAACACAAAUCUGCAGCUCAAAAUUCAGGCGCCACCACCUGAAACCGCGCCAUGGGCUGCACAGCGUCCAAACUCGACAACGAGGACACAGUUCGGCGGUGCAAGGACCGGCGCCGCCUCAUCAAAGAAGCCGUCUACGCUCGCCACCAUCUAGCUGCUGCUCACGCCGAUUACUGCCGCUCCCUUCGUAUCACCGGCUCAGCUCUUUGCUCUUUCGCCGCCGGCGAGCCUCUUGCCGUCUCUGAACAAACUCCAGCCGUUUUUCUCAACUCAAACUCAAACCCUUACCAUCCUCCUCCUCCACUUUCAUUCACCAAUAGUAUACCUCCACGUGUUGCUCCAUCUCCGUCGCCUUCUCUUCAUCCACCGCCACCUCCGCCGGCAUUUCCGUCUCCUUCUCCGUUUCCUCCUAAGCUACCUCAUAUCCUCUCUUCUUCGAGCAUUAACUCGGUGUCUAAAACCAACCGGCGCCGGAAACCGCCGAAGCUGAAGCUGCCUCACAUAUUAUCCGAGUCCAGCAUGGCAUCAUCUCCGAGAUUUAACUACGGCAAUCCAACAGCAUAUCAGGCAAAUUCUAAUUACUCAAGUACUCCGUCGCAAGCUUCAUCUGUUUGGAACUGGGAGAAUUUUUACCCUCCGUCACCUCCCGACUCCGAAUUCUUCGACGGUAAAGCUGAAACUCAAAAUAAAAAUCAAAAUUACCACCACCAACACGGCCGCCGGCAGCAGCAUCACUUAGACACUGAUGACGUGGACGACGAAGACGAAAUGGAAACUGAAACGGAAACGGAAAAAUCCGAAUACGAUUUUUUUCAGGUACAGAACAAGAAAAAUAAUAGCAGCUUAAAUGCCAAACAGCAGCAGCAUAACAGUACGGUUGAUGAAGAAACGGAGCGAGAGGAAGUUCAAUGCAGUGAAUGGGAAGAUCACGAUCAUUAUAGUACGACGAGCUCGUCGGUAGAAGGAGACGACGAUGACGACGAUAGAGAGUCCAGAUCCGAGAUCGGAACCCGGUCGAAUUUCGGAUCAUCGGUUCGGGCGGAGUCGGUUAAAGAACGGGGAAACACGGCGAAAUUUGACGAGGCUGGUUCGUCUGCGAGUUUCAAAACUGGAGAGAUGUCUGAUAUGAAGAUGGUGGUUAGGCAUAGGGAUUUGAAAGAAAUUGUUGACGCUAUUAAGGAGAAUUUUGAUAAGGCUGCGGCAGCCGGAGAUCAGGUGUCGGAGAUGCUUGAGAUCGGUAGGGCUCAGCUGGAUCGCAGUUUCCGGCAGUUGAAGAAGACGGUUUAUCAUUCAACAAGCAUGUUGAGCAAUAUAAGCUCCAGUUGGACGUCAAAACCGCCGUUGGCCGUUAAAUAUCGGCUGGAUACCGGUUCGCUCAAUGAACCGGGUGGCCACACAAGUCUUUGCUCCACCAUGGAACGGUUGUUGGCUUGGGAGAAGAAACUCUAUGAGGAAGUCAAGGCCAGAGAGGGUGUAAAGAUUGCGCAUGAGAAGAAGCUGUCAACGCUCCAGAGUCAAGAGUACAAAGGAGAAGACGAAGCAAAGGUAGAUAAGACCAAAGCUGCAAUACAGAGGCUGCAGUCUUUAAUUAUUGUUACUUCUCAGGCCGUUUCUACCACCUCAACUGCCAUCACUGGUGUCAGGGACACUGAUCUUGUCCCUCAGUUGGUUGAACUCUGUCACGGAUUUAUGUACAUGUGGAGAUCAAUGAACCAGUACCAUGAAGUUCAGAACAACAUUGUGCAGCAAGUUCGUGGCCUUGUGAACCGAUCUGCCAAGGGUGACUUGACUUCUGAACUACACAAGCAAGCCACUCGUGAUCUUGAGUCAGCUGUUUCCGCAUGGCAUUCCAGUUUCUGCCGCCUAAUAAAAUUCCAGCGAGACUUUAUCCAUUCUGUACAUGGCUGGUUCAAGCUUACCCUUUUUCCAGUCAGCAACGACAAUGUGAAUGGAAAUGUGGAACACUCGGAUGUAUAUGCUUUCUGUGAUGAGUGGAAGCUUGCUCUUGAUCGAGUCCCUGAUACAGUUGCUUCUGAAGCUAUCAAGAGCUUUAUCAAUGUCGUUCAUGUAAUAUCUAUAAAACAAUCCGAAGAGCUGAAAAUUAAAAAGCAAACAGAAACAGCUUCAAAGGAGCUGGAGAAGAAGGCUUCUUCUCUACGAAAUAUCGAAAGGAAGUAUUAUCACUCAUAUUCCAUGGUUGGUAUUGGGCUCCCUGAUACCGGACCCGACAAUGGACAGGCAUUGGAUGCUCGAGACCCAUUGGCCGAAAAGAAAUCAGAGCUUGCGGCAUGCCAGAGGCGUGUGGAAGAUGAGAUGGUGAGGCAUGCCAAAGCAGUGGAAGUAACAAGAGCAAUGACACUGAAUAAUCUUCAGACAGGGUUGCCUGGGGUUUUCCAGGCAUUAACGAGCUUUUCUUCGUUGUUUACGGAGGCACUCGAGUCAGUAUGCAAUCGUUCGUAUGCCAUAAAAUAGGUAUACGUAAUUAUUUUUACUUUGGAUUUUUGAGAAAUUCAUGAGAGCUGCCUGGGAAAUUUUUUUGGCUGUGGCCUCUUGUGAGAAUUAUCAUUAUUUUUUGGGGGAAUUUUGAUAUGUAAAUAUGUGAACCCUUUUUGCGGUUUUGGUAAUAUUUUUUUCAAAUGUGAAAGGGAGAGGGAAAUGUCUUGUGUAUAGGAUCAUUUUCUGUGGCAUAUAAAUGAAUAAGUUAUAAUA